Halteromyces radiatus is the source of this 1446-nucleotide messenger RNA. RefSeq lists its product as uncharacterized. The record is from RefSeq and is a predicted model, not a curated record. The transcript has 5 exons. Gene Ontology annotation, biological process: lipid metabolic process. Lineage: Eukaryota; Fungi; Mucoromycota; Mucoromycetes; Mucorales; Cunninghamellaceae. Bases 42 to 1271 code for a protein of 409 amino acids.
UUUUUUUUUUGUACCUCUUUCUUUUUUAACAUCAUUACAUUAUGGACUAUUUACAAUUACUAAAGAAUGGUGAACGAAUUACGUUAGAUAUACCAACUUAUGCUAUCACUUUUGCCAUGCCUGCUGGUGCUUUGGCAUUACUGGUUGUUAUGCCUUCAUUACCUGGUGUUGUCAAACAGAUUCUUGCCAUUCCUCUUUUAAUCGCAAACCUCUUAUAUCCCAUGUUAUUUACAAGUCAUCCUAUGCUUGACCUUGUCGGUAGUCCUUUUAAUUUUACAGUCAAUCUCCGGUUCCUGGAAUUAUUGUAUGUUGGUCCUUGGUUACAAAAUCGACCUGUUUAUACCACGAUUUAUAGUCUUUGGGUUGAUUUUUGGUCUUGCCUUCGUACUUUUCCUAAACCUGCUAAAGAAACUACAAAAGAUAUUAAGAAAGGUGAAAUCAAAGUUUACAAAAAGGAUAAGAAAUUCUAUCAUAUUCUUGUACGAUUGAUGUUUUGUCUUGUAUGCGUGGAUAUACUGGGAGCUUGGUUUGCUACUUAUUCUAUGUACGAUAUCAUCGCUUUACAACAAGAUCGACCUGUAUUCUUCUUCAUCUUCUUCCUCUUGGCUGGUUUAUUCAUCACUGCUGGAUUCAACGCGGGUGGUUAUGGUCUACAUUUAUUCUAUUGUAUUGUUGUUGAAAAUGGAUCCUAUUCUUCAGAACAAUAUCGUAUCUUAAUGGAUCAUCCUAUUCUAUCACCUUCUUUGGAUGAAGUUUGGUCUUACCGAUGGCAUCAAUUAUUUAAAAGCUCCUGGUUAGCCUUUCCAUUCCGUCCUACCCGUUUAUUGACUCAACGUAUAUUGGCUAAACGAACCAAAAAUUAUGUGGGUGUUUCUAUUUUGAUGGCAUCCAUCUCUGUGUUUAUAAUUUCUGGAUUGAUGCAUGAAUAUAUGAUUCUCUGUAAUGUUGGCUGGCCUGUCUAUCGGGAUGUCUUUGUUGGUCAACAAACAUUCUUCUUUACUAUUCAUGGUAUUGGUGUUAUUUUUGAACGUGUGGUACGUACCAUUGCCAAGAACACUUUGCCUUCUUCUAUCUACAACUCAAUGGCCAUUCGUGUAUUACAACAUAUCUGGGUCUUGACUUUUGGUGUAGCUUUCUUUACCUACUUUAUGGAAGGUUUUUCUUACUGGGGAGUGUACAAUGGCCAACCUUUCCAAUUCUCAAGACCCAUCAUCUAUCAAUAUGUCAAAUCACAUCCUGCUCUCCAACCUUACUUUGGAAGUGUUUAUUAAAAAAAAUUAAUCUUUUGAUCAGUUAGACAUUUCUCCUCCAUUUCUCUAUUUCUUUCAUCCAUUUUUUUCCCCUUAUAUAUCAUGAUUUUAUUUUUAUUUAUAUUAUUAUCCUCAUUUACCACUAUUCUAGUUUCCUUUUUUUAACCAUCUGAUUAAUUUAAAUAAAGACUCAUAC